GAACCCAGGAAUGCGAUCACGGAGGCAGCCGCAGUUGGAGGAGGAUAGGAGACAAGGAGAAGAUGUCAUCCUCCUUUCUGGUCUCUGACGCAGGUAUCCAGGACACAGGAGCAACAGGUAUGGAACUGAAAUCAUGCUAAGGACCACAUUUGCAUUUACUCAGCAAUGCUGCAUCACUGUGAAAAGAAAAAUUUGCUUCACCAAGAAAUGGUCAAGGCCAAGCCCAAUCUGCACUAAAAAUCCUGCAACAUCAACUGGAAUCAUUUCAAGCCCUUCGACAACAGACUUUGCAGAAUGUCAGCAUGGUCCAGUCUGAAAUCAGCGGGAUUCUUAAUAAAAAUAUUAGUGAUAUGAAACACCCUGAGUUUAAUCCGGACCCUUUACUUUUGACCAGCACGCCUAUCAACGUUACUAAGCCUAGAUGGUGUCCAGAAGCAUCACUUUCAAAGAACCGGCUUCAUCUUGACAAAAGGACCACGCAGUUUCUGGAAACCAAUCCCAACAAAAUCUUGGGAGGUCCAGCCGCACAUGGAAAUGUUCCAUGUCGCAUUUUCUCGAAAUAUCAGUCAGCUGGAAAAGCUGAAGCCGUUGCCCUGACACCUAGGAAAAAAGCUUUUUCAGCUGUUAAAAAUGACCAUGAAUUGAAUAAUUCUGCCAGUAGUCUUUUUUCUCCAGCAUGGGUUGGUUUGGAAGCAGAAGCAAGGACUGCUCUUGGUGAGAACAAAGGCUAUGCUGGACCUAACAUUUCCAUGGCAUUCCAUGCAGAUGAGGAUGAGCACGUGAUCAAGAGUGUGAGUUCUUCCUUCAGGGACAUGAAAGACGAUAAUGAAAAAACGAGGCAUGAGCUUGCACAUCCCUUUGAAGUUCAGAAAUCUUCCACUGCCCAGAAUGGCAAAGACAAUGAUUCUGGUUACCUGUCCGAACAGGAUCCAACAGAAAAAGUCAGCUUGUCAAGUGAGGAUUUUAAAUCUAAGAGGACUUCCGAGUCGGAGGAUUCAGUAGAUGAGCUGCAUGUUGCCACGGUUUCUUUUAAAGGAAACAAUCAGAUUGCAACACAAUCACAAUCAGAUACUCAGAGCAAGAACCAGAAUAAAGAUUUUUUUGGUAAAGGUAACAUGUUUGAGAAGUUGCAGCUAAAUUUCUCGUCCAAAACAGGAGAAGAUAAAUCUCUUACUCCAGAACACCCAGAGGAAAGAAAAAAGGACAAACAGCUGCACCUGCUGGGCACAAAACAAGAGUUUCCAAACCACAAAGUUCUGGAUUCCUGUGAUAUCAGAGUUGGAUCUGACAGCUACCAUAAAAAAAGUGAAUUGUUGCAGAUUACUCCAAAAGAGUCUGAUCCCUUGCCAAAAAAACUGAUGGAUCUCCAAAGUGAAAAUGUUGAUCUCAAGAAACAAAUGAAACCUCUGACUGAUAUUAUACAGUCUCUGACUGAGCAAAACGCAAAAUAUCAGAAGCAGAUUAAAGAUUUACAUGAUGAGAAAAACAGCAUUCAAGAGAGGCUAGUGAAAUCAGACAGAGACUGUAAGGAAUGCAUUAAAGAAGUUAAAAACUUAUUGAAGAAAUGCAAGGAACUUGAAGAGCAGAAAAUUACUCUGGAAGAAAAACAGGAUCAACUUUAUGCUCAAAACCAACGAAUGAUGCGGAACAUGGGUAAUUUUCAGAAGAAGGAGCAAGAAGCCCUUGAAAAUCUGGCAGCUCUCACCCAAGAAAAGAGUGACCUUGUUGAGGCCUUGGGAACUCGGGAAAGUCAAAUUACACCACUUCAAGUGGAGUGUGAAGCAUUAGAAGAAAAAGUAAUGCAACUUACAGAGGAAAAGAGCUUACUUGAAAAGGAACUUGAAGAAAAACAGAAGCAAAUACAGCAACUGAAAGAAAACAAAGAGGCCGGGCUCUCUGAUAUGGAAGCUGUUCGUAAGAUGACAGAGUCACUUCAAGAGGAAAAGUUGAAUCUCGAAAAGGCUUUGCAGGAGUCGACGGAUUCUAGGGAAGUCCUCCAGAAGGAGCUUGAGGAGGCCCAGAAAGAGAGAGCUGACACUGAGAUAAAACUUCUGAACGAAUGUAAAAAUACAAGAUUGGAAGCUGGCGUUUUAAAAACCAGCUUGUCCAACAUGGAGAAAGAGUGUGACAGGCUGUCAGUGGUGGUAGGGAGCAUGACAGAAGACAACUGGAUUCUUAAAAAGGAAUUGCACGAAUACAAACAGGAGGUGUCAGAGCACAAAGCUACAAUAAGGAAGCUGAAUGAGAGACUCUUGCUGAUGGAAAAUGAAACACGUACAUUGGAGAAUGAGAGAGAUGUGUUGCACUUUGAAGUGAAUCGCCUCAGUAGGAAUAAUGGUAGUUUAAGAGACCAAGUCACUACUUUAUUCAGAGAACGCUAUAAGCCAAGGCACAGUCCCAGAAGCAAAAGGCUGGAUCGUGAUCCUGCACAUCCCACUGAAAUUCAUGAAGAAAUGUCUAGUUUCCAGCAUAUUUCUGUAAAAUACAAUUCGCCAGAAUGUGGCAGGAUUGCUGAAACCCGAAGGCAGUGGGAAGAGGAGGCGCAUUACAAAGAGGCAUGGCCCAGCCACAUCCAGCAGCGUUACAGCACUGUUUCAGUCAGCUGCACCACAUCUGUCAUCAGGGAAUCGAGUCUUCACACUGCCGUCCAGAUGAAAUUUGGCACUCUCUGCUCAGCAACUUAGAGCUUUGCAAGUUGCACACACAAGUUUUAUACACAAAGCCUCUCCCUGCCGAUAAAAUAAAGGCUAAAUAUAUUUCUGAUCUCUCUGCUCAAUAAAACAUAGCAAAGAGCAGAGCUAUCGGAAAAGGAAGAACAACAAAACUGGGGAAAGUGCCUGAGACUUGGAUGGGGAAAACUCAAAUCUCUAUUAAUAUGUACGGCAUCGCCUUAUGAUCCCCUUCCCUCGUUUGUCUUUUUUGGAAGAGUGGAACAGUUUGGAAAGUUAUUUAUAUACUAUUGCAUUCUGACAAGUAUGGUAUCCACCUGAGUUUUGUUAUCAGUCAUAACUGUUGUUCAAUGAGGGAAGUUAGGGAUAAAAUGCAUUUCUAACAAAAUGCACAACUUUAAUGAAUGAAAAUAUAAAACCAGACUUUGUUUUUUUAAAAAUCUGAAUAUUUAAGAGUUUAAGAAUAGGACUUUAUUUGUUGUGCAAUGUUUUCACACAUUAAUACUGUUCAGAACAUUUACAAUUGCAAGAGGAAAAAAAUCCAGUGAAAUGCUUGCCUCUACAUAAAUUUUGUAUCUAUCAACCAGAAGCAGAUACUAAAUCCUUGGAAGAAACAUUCAACUUCAGUUUGGAUGAUAAAUAGUUUUUAAAAACCUAGACAUUAAUUACACAGCAAACAAUAUGUGUUUAUUGUUCCUAACAACUAUAUAUAGAAUUUUUCCAGUGCAUACUUAACAUGUAAACAUGUACCUAACAGCCUAAAUACAAUUUGCAUUAAAAUAUCUUCCAUGUUUCAUAAA
Molecule: messenger RNA, 3469 nt
Organism: Sphaerodactylus townsendi
Lineage: Eukaryota; Metazoa; Chordata; Lepidosauria; Squamata; Sphaerodactylidae
Gene: CCDC110
Product: coiled-coil domain containing 110
Exons: 7
Coding region: 303-2684 (793 amino acids)
Source: RefSeq, a predicted model, not a curated record